GCACGUGUAAAACCUGUAGAAUGGUGUGUACCGUGUAAAUUGCGUGUUUUGUUUAUGAAUUCUAAUUCUAUAAUGUUUUAUUUGUGUACUCUUUUCUGUAGCAUGCAGUCUAUAAAAUAAAGAUAACAAAUUGUAAUGCGAGAGGUUAAUGUUAACAAUUUAUUGACCGCCACCGCAGGUUUAGAUGCCACAGUAUAUCCUUAAAACUCUGUGCGCGGACAGCUCGCGCUCAGUCUCCUGAAACUAAACUGGCAGCGUAGACUGCGUCUUGUUUAUAACGAGAGCGUUCUAGUUUCGACGUUUCGCAACGCAGGCAAUGUAGCUGGGGUGACAGAAUAGGCACAGCUCAAACGAAAGCUGCAGAACCGGUCAGACGCCUCAAAACCCGGAAGACACGCUGGUUAAGGAUGGGAAAGGGCUUCCUUCAUUUCACUUGAUUAAACUUUACUCAAAAUCACAAAACUUCGACAUCCGUCUGUCACUCCUUGUCUACUACUUUGAUCAGGAUGGCAGCGUCCGCGAUCUUCAUCCUGGACCUGAAAGGCAAGGUUCUUAUAUGCCGGAACUACAUGGGCAACAUAGACAUGAAUGAGAUUGACAACUUCAUGCCCAUAAUGAUGAAGAGAGAGGAAGACGCAGAUCUGUCACCUGUUGUUAUUCAUGGGUCCACCCACUUUCUCUGGAUUAAGCACAGCAACCUGUACUUGGUUGCAAUGACUAAGAAGAAUACUAAUGCUGCCCUUGUAUACUCCUUCCUGUACAAAAUAGUGGAGGUGUUCACAGAAUACUUCAAGUCAGUGGAAGAAGAGAGUAUUCGAGACAAUUUUGUGACAGUAUAUGAGCUAAUGGAUGAAGUAAUGGACUUUGGCUUCCCUCAGACCACUGACAGCAAGAUCUUACUGGAGUACAUCACACAGCAGGGGCAUAAGCUGGACGUGGGAGCGCCACGCCCCCCAGCUACAGUAACCAAUGCUGUGUCUUGGAGGUCGGAAGGCAUCAAAUACAGGAAGAAUGAAGUCUUCAUGGAUGUCAUUGAGUCUGUCAACCUACUGGUCAGUGCUACAGGUAGUGUUUUGCGAAGCGAGAUUUUGGGCUGCAUCAAACUCAAAGUCGUUCUCUCAGGCAUGCCUGAGCUCAGACUGGGACUCAAUGACAAAGUUCUCUUCGAGGUCACCGGCAGAGAGAAGAGUAAGUCUGUGGAGCUGGAAGAUGUGAAGUUUCAUCAGUGUGUGCGUCUCUCUCGCUUUGAGAACGACAGGACGAUCUCUUUCAUCCCACCUGAUGGAGAAAGUGAACUCAUGUCUUACAGACUCAACACUACGGUGAAGCCUCUAAUAUGGAUUGAGAGCAUAAUAGAGAAGUUCUCUCACAGUCGAGUAGAGAUCAAGGUUAAGGCCCGAAGUCAGUUCAAGAGCCGCUCCACUGCCAACAAUGUGUCCAUCCUAGUGCCUGUUCCCAGUGACGCUGACUCCCCCAAAUUUAAGACCACCACAGGCCAGGCUAAAUGGGUCCCUGAGAAGAAUGCUGUAGAGUGGAACAUUAAAUCCUUCCCUGGGGGGAAGGAGUACAUGAUGAGAGCUCAUUUUGGACUGCCGAGUGUGGAAAGUAAUGAACUUGAAGCAAAGCGACCAAUCACUGUGAAGUUUGAGAUCCCAUAUUUCACAGUGUCUGGCAUUCAGGUGCGAUACUUGAAAAUUAUUGAGAAGAGUGGCUACCAGGCAUUACCAUGGGUGCGUUAUAUUACUCAGAGUGGAGAUUAUCAGCUGAGGACCAACUGAGGGAAGAUGUACAGUAUUUUGGACAAUGGCCGCUUGUCUUGCAUCUCCUGUAUGUCCUGUUUCAUUCAGUGAGACGACUACUGCCCUUCACACAGCAGGCGGGCAGCUAAAUCCUCCCUCUUGCUCUCAGAUUCUGCACUGGAUGUGCAGGUCUUUUGUAUAAGAUCAUGUUUUUACAAUUAACCAACAAGGAAGUCUGACCACAAAACUACUGAGAAAACCUCACAGAACAAUUUAUUUUUCAUUACACCUUAGCAGCCAGUUGCAACAGACCCCUUAAGUUGAGAAAAACGUUUUACAAUUAUUACUUAGGGCUUUUGCAAAUUAAGGGGUUUGCUGCAACUGGUCACAGGCCCUAUUUUGCAUUUGGUUUAACUAUGCUGUAUUUAAAGCAAGUUACUGUAAUAUAUAGUUACAUUUAUAUGUCUAAUUUAAAUGUCUAUAAUGUGUUCUAGUUAGACUUUGGCAUUUUAAAUCAAGCAAAUGAAAUAAUUUCACAUUGUUACAUUAGGCUUGAAUGGUAUCAGCUGUUUAUUUUUAUUGCUGUUGUAGGUGAAGGAGCUGUCUUAUAGUGUGAUAUGAUCUAAAGUCUGUAGAGUUGAAAAGAUAACCACAGGCCAAGUGAAAUGAAUACCUAGUGCUCAAAAUCAAUGAUUAAUAAGGCAACAUACUGUUAGGACAGCACUGUAACAAUAUAUUUCACAACAGUGGCUCCGUAUUUUUGCCUUUGGUUUGUAUGUGCUUUCUCAAAAUACCAGCAGUGCAUACUCACACAAACUCACAUAGGUCGAUUGAAAAGUGGAAUUGCUAAUGUGUCUUUAUUAAAAUUUUCCACCCGUUUAUGUACCCCAACAGCUCCAUCCGUCAAUGGUCAAGUACCACUUCAGCGAUACCAAACAAGAAAUGUGUUCCUUUUACAGGGAUAGUUCACCCAAAAAUGAAAAUUCUCUCAUCAUUUACUCACUUUAAUGCCAUACCAGAUGUGUAUGACUUUCUUUCUGCUGCUGAACACAAACGGAUAUUUUUAGAAGAAUAUCUCAGCUCUAAAGGUCCUUUCAAUGCAAGUGAAUGUUGGCCAGAACUUUGAAGCUCCAAAAAUCACAUAAAGGCAACAUAAAAGUAAUCCAUUCAACUCCAGUGGUUUAAUAUAUGUCUUCUGAUGCAGUGCAGUCAUUUUAGGUGAGAAAUAUGGGUUAGAUACUUUUUACUGUAAAUCUCCACUUUCACUUUCACACAAAAAAACAAAAAACAAAAACAACAACAACUUAAAUCUUGAACUUAAACUUAAAUUCUCACCCACACCUAUUAUAUUGCUUCUUAAGACAUAGAUUUAACCACUGGGGUCAUAUGGAUUAAUUUUAUUCUGCUUUAAACUUGGAUUAAACUUAUUUUGGAGUUUGAAAUGUCACCAUUCACUUGCAUUGAAUGGACCUACAGAGCUGAAAUAUUGUUCUAAGAAUCUUUGUUUGUGUUCUGCAGGAGAAAGAAAGUCAUCCAUAUCUGGGGUGGCAUGAGGGUGAGUAAAUGAUGAGAGAAUUUUCAUUUUUUGGGUGAACUAUCCCUUUAAAUCACAUUAUACAUUAUCAUUAAUAUUAUUAGUGUCACCUUUGAACAAAGAACAAUUAAUACUAAAGGUGAACAGUCUCAUCAAUAACACAUUUGUUGUGCUACGAGUGUCAUCCACACACAUUUAGAAAACGUACACAUUAUUUUGUUAUCAUACACAUUAUCUUUCGAUAAAAUAAAAAUUUUCUUUGACAGCCCUAGUAAUUAUAAGUCAUCAUUUCUGUUUUAUUGGUUUUACAAAGCAAAAUUGGAAUCUUUUCCAGUAUCCCCUAGUGUACACGUACACCUGGUUGGGAAUAAUUGCAAAUAAUUGUGACAUAGCCAUUAACCUACCAGCAAAUAACCCAACUUCACAUUGAUGUCAGCAACGAAGCGGCAUGAAUUAUCAUUGUAUUUUUUGUUAUUUAAUCCACAGCAGUCAGCAUGCCACCUGAUUGUCCACAUUUUCUUUUCACAUUUUCAGCAUGCAUUGCACCACUUGUUUUAUCAGCGUGGUGGAUGUGUGUGUGGAAUAAAGUCUGCCACCUUUGCAGAGGCAGCAGAAUAUAUUAUUUAGUCUUGCACGUCAAAACGGCAUCCUCAUUUAUUUACCAAAGGUCAAUGGUGUGGUAACAUCCCGAUAUUUAUUCCACCUUGUUGCUGAAUCUGAAAUACUGUAUGCAGUUUUGAUCUUUUUUAUUUUAUUUUAUUUUUUAUAACUUUUAUUGUUCAAUACUACUAAAAUGUCAUUGUGAGAAAAUACAUGGACAUUCAUUAUGGGAAGUUUUUUGUGAUAAUUUUCUGACCUGUAUGGGAAAGGGUCUCUUUAGUAUUAUUUGCAUGUGAAUAUUGCAAUAGCUGUUGAAAUGAAUUUCUGUUUUAUGCAGCUGCAGCCUUGGGCUCAAAAUAUGAAAUAUAUCUGGGGUAUUAUUAUAGUACGAGUAAAUAGAUUUUAUUGUAUUUUUUUUUUUAAAUCAUCCAUAAAUAUGGAUGCUGACUCUAUGUGUUGCUAUUUUAGAUUGACUAAGCUUAGGAUUGUUCUUAUCAGUCUCAACACAUGACAGGUCAAUAGACUGGUGACAAUGGGUCACAGAGUCAGCUAUUGUUUAAAUGGUGACUGUUGCACAAUAGCCAGCUUGUUAUGGGUAAGAACAGGCAGGCAUUUCUCAACAUGACCCAGCCAUCCUCCACCCAUUACUGGCCAUUUCUAAGGAUGGGCUGUGAAUGAAUGAUUCAGCUGCAUGGUUGAGUAUGCUAUGUACUGUGUCUUACACACACACACACACACACACAGGCAAGAAGGACCAAACAAAAUGUUUUUAACCAGUCAGAUGUUGGAGUUGGCUUUCUAUUAUUUGCAUAUUUUUAAAUAAUGUUUUAAAAAAUUAUUGUCUUGCAAAAAGAACUCGUAUAAACAAAUCUCAUUAUGAAGACACUCUUGAAGUCUAAAUCCAGUUUACAGCGGCCCCAAAUAUACUAGACCUUUUUUCAGAAAUACUGUAAUUAACUUCACUUUUCUUAGCCAUUUUUGAAAUUACUUAAACCAACUGUUUCGAAGGUAACUUUUAAUUAAGUUUAAGUUUACAAAGGUAGCCUCGCAUAGUAACACCAAAGGUGUAAUUCAUCACAUUUACUAUAGACAUUUUCCAAUAACGUAACGUCUAAAUAAAAUGUGUCUUUUGUUUUAUACUGUAAAACCUAACAAACGUAAUUUUUUUGUGAACUCUUUUCUUUGAAAAGUGUGAUUGUGCUGUCUUUAAAAUAAAUGAAAUUUUGUGUAAUACUUUCA
This is a messenger RNA of Myxocyprinus asiaticus (Chinese sucker), 5112 nucleotides long. It is a transcript of the gene ap1m3, whose product is annotated as adaptor related protein complex 1 subunit mu 3. Gene Ontology annotation, biological process: intracellular protein transport; vesicle-mediated transport. The record is from RefSeq and is a predicted model, not a curated record. The transcript is spliced from 12 exons. NCBI's taxonomy places the organism in Eukaryota, Metazoa, Chordata, Actinopteri, Cypriniformes, Catostomidae. Bases 507 to 1778 code for a protein of 423 amino acids. Gene Ontology annotation, molecular function: clathrin-cargo adaptor activity. Gene Ontology annotation, cellular component: clathrin adaptor complex; clathrin-coated vesicle.